AUGUCAGAGCAUCCAGAGGAUAUAAAGCAUUUAAUGCCCAUAGAGAGGAAGUCCACGUGGAGAACAGUGGAAGAGAGGCGAAUGUCUGACCUCACCCGUGUGCUGGAGUGGCUGGAGCGGAGGAAGGGGAAGAAGAAACAAGUUAUCCAAACUGGGCCGGGUGCUCCCGAGUGGGCCUCCCUCAUAUGCCGCCCUCUCAGGACCCUGGAGAUUUCCAGUGACUCCUUCCUCUCGUCCUCCACUGUGGAGCGGCAAAAGAGCAAGAUGAUGGUAGACCCUAAGGCAAAUACGAAGGAAGAAAAGAAGGUCAAAAGCAUCCUGAAAAUGCAGGCAAAGAAGCAGGGAGUGACCAACCAGGCUGCAGCCACUGAGAAGGUCUCGGGACAAAGCUCCAGGAGGGAAGGACGGGUCUAUGGAGUGCAACAGAAGGGGACGACUCGCCUCAGCUUAGUCUCCACCACCUACACCAGGGAAGGCCACAGGAAAUCUGAGUUAGACAUCAAAGAUGCCAUCGCCCUUGAGUCCAUCAUUCAGCGGCCAGGCUCGCACCGUCGACAAAGCAGUGUCAUGGAUAAUGUGUUACAGGAAAAUAUCUUUGGCAGCAGGAGGCCAACCUUCCUAAGAGAGUGGACCAGCAAGACAAGUGACUCCACUUAUGAACGCAAGCUGAAGAACCUCAUGGAGAAAGGCCUGGAGACCAAGGUGGAGACUGCGAAAAUGCUCAAGCCAGAGGAGGUGCUGAGCUGCCGAUACCUGCGGCUGUCCAAGAAUAACAUCCGGACCCUGCUUAAGCUGUGCAGGGAUGCGGGGAUGAUCGUGGACAUCCACCCCCACAUGGUUGAAGGGGAGAUAGACUCCAAAAAGGUGUUCGGCCACCUCCACAACGUGGCCCUCUGA
This is a messenger RNA of Nycticebus coucang (slow loris), 897 nucleotides long. It is a transcript of the gene C2H16orf78, whose product is annotated as chromosome 2 C16orf78 homolog. Bases 1 to 897 code for a protein of 298 amino acids. The transcript has 6 exons. The record is from RefSeq and is a predicted model, not a curated record. Lineage: Eukaryota; Metazoa; Chordata; Mammalia; Primates; Lorisidae.